Molecule: messenger RNA, 748 nt
Organism: Drosophila navojoa
Lineage: Eukaryota; Metazoa; Arthropoda; Insecta; Diptera; Drosophilidae
Gene: Mlc1
Product: Myosin light chain alkali
Cellular component (GO): muscle myosin complex
Molecular function (GO): calcium ion binding
Source: RefSeq, a predicted model, not a curated record
GUGCGGCCACUGACGAAUAGCGUUCAGUCGAGACCGAGCUCAUCCGCGAUACAGUUGCUUUUCGCAUUCAAUAGACAAAAUGGCUGAUGUUCCAAAGCGUGAAGUUGAAAAUGUCGAAUUCGUUUUCGAAGUUAUGGGCUCCCCCGGUGAGGGCAUCGAUGCCGUCGAUCUAGGCGAUGCUCUGCGCGCUCUGAACUUGAACCCCACGCUCGCUUUGAUCGAGAAAAUGGGCGGCACCAAGAAGCGCAACGAGAAGAAGAUCAAAUUGGAGGAAUUCCUGCCCAUAUACUCGCAAGUGAAGAAGGAGAAGGAGCAGGGCUGCUAUGAGGAUUUCAUUGAGUGCUUGAAGCUGUACGACAAGGAGGAGAAUGGCACCAUGCUGCUCGCUGAGUUGCAGCACGCCCUGCUGGCUCUUGGUGAGUCCCUGGAUGAUGAGCAGGUUGAGACUCUGUUCGCUGACUGCAUGGAUCCCGAGGAUGAUGAGGGCAUGAUCCCAUACUCUCAGUUCAUCCAGCGCUUGAUGAGCGAUCCCGUCGUCUUCGACUAAACACAUUCCUCGCCAGAAUGUGUGACAGACCAGAUCAGCUAUAAAUAUAACAACAACAACAAUUCAACAACAACAACAAUAAAUUUAUAGCAAACAGCCAUUCUCCAUAGAUGUUAUAUUCAUCGCUAACUCUCUCUAUCUCUCUCUCGUAUAUUAUUUUAAUUAAAUUUUACUUCUGCUACUACAACUGCAAAAAUUGAA